AAGACAGUUAUUGAACGGCAGCCGCUACGCAUUACACACAUAAACUACAGAACAACCAACGUUUUCUCUUCAUUAUGCUCUUCAAUCUGUCCUCCAUUGAAGCAGCUUGUGAGCUUGCUAUCUUCCAUUAAAGUAGCUUCCGAGAACCCUUCAAUUAAUGUCAGGAAGGAACUAUGAAAAUGACAUUUUUAUCCCUGGGCCGAGGGCGGCUUCCCCUCCUGCCUUGGCUCAGGGUCAAGAACUCUGUAUUUGUUCGUCAGAAAUCUGCAUAUGCUUCUGCCCUUUUGAGUUCUUGGUUCACUGAUUCUAGUUCUGAUGAACAAACUGUUUCGAAUCAUAGCAAUAGUAGUAGUUGUAGUAAUAGCAAUAGUAAUAGUAGUAGUAGUGAUGUAGAGGAUCAAGUGCAUGAGUUAGACACCAAAAGGGUUAUUGAAAUCUUGAAGGGUUUCGGAAGUGACCCGAAACAGGCCUUUUUGUUCUUUUUUGAGUUGAAGGAACGAGGGUUUCGACACAAUGUUGAAACAUAUGUCUCGAUUAUUAGGAUUUUGUGCAGUCGGGGGAACUAUAGAUUGUUGGAGGGUUUGUUGUUGGAGGUUAUUAGGUCGAAGGAGGGAGAAUUGGGUUUUGGCAUUACUGAGUUGAUGGAGGUUGUUUUUAGUUUACUUGAGGUUGGGGUUGAAAAUAGUGGUUCAUUGGUUAAGGUGAUUGAUGCUUUGGUGAAGGCUUAUGCUAGUUUGGGUAUGUUUGAAGAGUCGGUUGAUGUUUUGUUUCAAACACGAAGACGGGGUUUGGUGCCUUGUAUAUACUCUUGUAACUAUUUAAUAAAUUGCUUGAUUGAGAAGGGUAAGUUUGACAUGGCUGAGGCUAUAUACCAACAAUUUAAGAGGAUGGGUUUGAACCCCAAUGUAUAUACUUACAAUCUUAUGCUUAAGGUUUUUUGUAAAAAGGGUGAUACUAAGAAAGCAGAUGAUGUACUUACGGAGAUGGAGAAAGCUGGUGUAAAAGCAAAUGAAUAUACUAAUGGCACUAUAAUUGAAGGACUUUGUUCACUUCAAAGAACAGAUUUAGCAUAUGAAAUUCUUAAGCAAUUAAGAGAAAAUAAUGAUCCUGUUGACAUUUUUAGUUAUGACAUGGUGGUUCAUGGCUUUUGCGACGAGAAUAAGUUGAGUGAAGCUGAGGCUGUUUUGCUUGAUAUUGAGAACCAAGGGCUGACACCUGAUGAGUAUAGCUUUGGUGCUUUGAUUCAUGCAUAUUGUAAGAGAGGAAGUAUUCAAAAAGCAUUUAGUCUUGAAAGUGACAUGCUGUCAAAAGGUGUGAAAACAAACUGUUUCAUUGUGAGUUCCAUUCUUCAAUGCAUUUUUUCUAGGGGAUCUUUUACCAAUGUUCUCAGUCAAUUUAAAACGUACAGGGACAUGGGGGUUUUUCUUGACGAAGUUUGUUAUAACAUUAUGAUCAAUGCUAUGUGUAAGUUGGGUAGAGGAGAAGAAGCUCUGGAGCUGCUUGAAGAGAUGAAGCACAAAAACUUGGUCCCGGAUCUGAUUCACUACUCCACUGUGAUUAAUGGGUAUUGUCUUGAGGGAAAGCUUCUUGAUGCUUUGAACGUGUACAAGGAAAUGAAACAUAAGGGUAUUCGGCCUGAUCUCAUUACUUACAAUAUACUUGCCGGUGGUUUUGCUAGAAAGGGGCUUGCAAAAGAGACUUUGUCAUUUCUUGACUACAUGAAAACACAAGGUUUGACACCUGAUGUUGCUACACAUAAUAAAAUCAUUGAAGGCUUCUGUUUAGCAGGAAAUGUAAGAGAAGCUGAAAACUAUUUCAAAAGUUUGGCGGAAAAGCACCCAGAUAAUUACUCUGCUAUGAUUAACGGGUACUGUGAAGCUAGACAUACACUGGAGGCGUUAAAUCUUUUUGUCAACCUUUACAAGCACGGAAUGUUUCUGAAGCAGACCUGCUGGAAGUUGCUUAGUAGCCUUUGCAUAGAAGGUCAAGUUGAGAGUGCAUUUGAUUUGUUUGAAACAUUGCUAGUCUCUGACAAUUAUAAUUGCAUCAAAAUGUACUCAAAGCUUAUGUCAGCAUUGUGCAAUUCUGGAGAUAUAAAAAAGGCUAGGUGGUUGUUUGACAAUUGGAUAAAUAAAGGGUUGAAACCUGAUGCCAUUAUGUACACAAUAAUGAUUAAUGGGUUUUGCAAGUCUAAUCUUAUGUCGGAGGCCUGGGAGCUUUUAGGUGCUAUGAAGGACAACGGUAUUUUGCCUGAUGUGGUCACUUUCACUGUUUUGAUAGAUGGUUGUGUAAAGUCAAGCUUAAAGAAUUCUCGUUCGCGCCCAAACAUGUCUCUAUGUGAGAAAGCCACAGAAUUUGAAUCUGAGAUGUCAGAAUUGCAGCUGAAACCUGAUGUUGCCUGUUAUACUGUGUUAAUUGACAAACGCUGCAAGAUGAAUGAUAUCAAGGAUGCUAUUAAGUUGUUCAGAGAAAUGAUGGAUAAUGGUCUGCAGCCUGAUAAUGUGACAUAUACAGCUCUCCUUUCUGGCUGUUAUAGAGUACAAGAUGUGGACACAACUGAGACACUUUUUGAUGCGAUGACUGCACAGGGUUUACAGCCUGAUCAAAUAACCAGGUCACUGAAGUCAAAAUUAGAACAUGGUAUAUUGAAAGCAAAGAAAGUGCAGUUCACACAUUGAGCAAGCUGAUAAAUGGUUUUAGCUCCUGAAAUCAAAAUCAACGGGUUAACUCUGUUACCAUUGCUUGGAGGUGAUUCACAUUAUCCGGAAAUGCAACAUACUUGGAAUUAAAAUAUUGGUACAAGAGCAGAGACUUUUGAGGGAAAAAUAGGAACUCAGCAUGAUGCUAUAUUGUUUUGUUGAUCUUGAAAUUGGGUCAAUUAUAUAAGGAGGGGGGGCUUUUGCAGUUCCAUAUGCUGAAGGAGUUUCUUUGAUGAGUAUCUGAGACAUGGAAGUUCUGCUAUUUGCUUACUUUCUUAGGUGUGGUCAUGCAGGUCCAUAGAAGCUUGCUUAUGGCUUAACUUUGGUCUGCAGUUGAUUACUGCUUUUGACCGAUUUCUUUCAAUUUUGAGAAGCAAAUAUAAGAAGGUUAUAUGCAUGAAAGUCAUUCACCAAUGUGGUAGGCAUUGGACUUUGUAAUGCGUGCUGAACGUGGAAAAAGCUUACAAUAGAGCUUUCUGCUCUAAAGGUCCUUAUGGUUUAACAUUAUUCAAUGGAUUCCAGAGACUAUAUUUCUCUCAUUGAGUAGGAUGAGAUUAAGAAUCUUGCAGCUGCUUGAUUCAGAAAGUCAGAAAGUGUGGUCAGCACAUUUGGUAAGUGUUAAUAAAUGGUGGUAAUGGGGAUAAAAUGAUGCAUAAAUUUGUAAGAAAAAUCAAUGUUUAUUCCCAUGGUGAUUCCAGUUCACCCCAAAUGAUCUCUUUUUUCCUCACAAAUUUGGGGGAUAACUGAUAAUUAUGAUGAAAAACACAAAUUAGGGGUGCAUCACUAAUGGACACAAGGAUGUUACUUGUGAAAUUAUUCCCAUUACCGUUAUUUAUUACCGACUAGUAAACGGGUUGUGAGGGCAUUGUUUGGUGUAGUUCCCUAUAAUGGUAAUCAAGGGCGGUUGUUCUUGCAUUUAACUUGGUCAGACUGAUACAUGGAACGAAAUAAGCCCAGGGAUACUAAUGAAUUGCCGAGGCAAUUAAUGACUUGUUUGUUAGCUUACCCUGAUUCUAUGAGCAUAUAUAAUCGAAUUUGCUCAAAAUCUAUGUAUAUUUGGAUCAGUAGUGUUAGCUACUAUAGAAUUUCUGGAUGUAUAAGUAGGCAUUUGUGUUCAUAUGGGACAAGAUUUGAGUGUAUUUGUAUGGGUAAAGUAAAUUAGACUAGUUUUAGGUGAUUAUACUUAUGCGAAUUACACAGUACAAGAAUCUAAUGGAAGCUCUUUAAAAAAAUUCUUCCUUUU
Molecule: messenger RNA, 3942 nt
Organism: Chenopodium quinoa (quinoa)
Lineage: Eukaryota; Viridiplantae; Streptophyta; Magnoliopsida; Caryophyllales; Amaranthaceae
Product: pentatricopeptide repeat-containing protein At2g26790, mitochondrial-like
Exons: 8
Coding region: 174-2678 (834 amino acids)
Molecular function (GO): protein binding
Source: RefSeq, a predicted model, not a curated record